GGUUGAAUAUGUAAGUAGGCUGCAUCACCGCGCUGCGUAAAGUUGCCGGGCAUGAGCCAAAUGCAAGGAUAAGAUUCAUGAAGAGAGAAAAAGAGAGCUCAUGUUCUUGGCGUAUCUGGAGGAGGUGUCGAGUACCUGCGCACAUAUGUGGAAUGCUGAUCCUCAGGGACUGGUUCUCAUUGGUUAUGUGUUAUGCUAUAAGCUGGAUCUGUGUUCAUUUCUGUGAGCCUAUAUUCCACCAAAAGCUCCGUUGUGUCCGACUAUUUGAGGGCCAAGUUGGAGGCUCAUGUCAGUGCAGUCUUCCGACAACUGACAUUGGGCCACUGUACUAUACAUGGGAGGUGGAACUUCACCACUUAAGAGAUUUAUCUGACCAUUGGGGCACUAUGGAAUGAUCAGAAAAAAUGUCACCAGUUAUCAGCCCUAAUAAUACGAACACUUUCAAGCGACGGGACGGAGAGGUGCCCGAAGAAGAUCUCCACGAAGACGAGGAUAAGGACAACGAGUUCCCCGGUAAGGUUUCAAGCUCCGCCGAAUUAGGAUCUUGCCAUGCCACUUACUGUGCAGACUACAUGUACAUGUACCGUAUUCACUGGACAAAGUCGCUAGCGCUACGCUAUAGAUAUACCGUAUACGCUUGUGCAAAUUCCUUAGGCAGUAUAACGCUCAUAGGCUAUAACUACUGCUCGAUAUUGGCACCACUCCUAACAGGGAUAUUGCCUCGCUAA
Messenger RNA from Emericellopsis atlantica, 728 nucleotides. RefSeq lists its product as uncharacterized. Bases 405 to 728 code for a protein of 107 amino acids. NCBI's taxonomy places the organism in Eukaryota, Fungi, Ascomycota, Sordariomycetes, Hypocreales, Bionectriaceae. The transcript has 4 exons. The record is from RefSeq and is a predicted model, not a curated record.